AUGCCGCUCUCGCCUAGUACGCAGGGUACGAGCAUUAUCAGCAGGGACUCGAUGGACAAGUCUGUCGGUGUUCCUGUGACCACCGUCACAGCGCCGGACUCACCAACUGCGAUACCCGAGGCGACCAAAUUGUCUUCGGACCGGGAUCAGCUACAAGUGAACGAAAAGCUUGAUCAUUUCAUAAGCGAUGACGAAGAUAACAUUUCUAACGGAAACGGUCAUAUGAAUGGCAGCGGAUCGACGUUAGGACAAGAAUAUCUGAAACCAGAACAAGAUCCCGGCAACGGCAAGACGAUUAAGAAGAAGGCGAGCCUGAUGGGUCUCAAGAACAAGUUCUCGUCCAAAUUUUCCUCAUUCACCAAAUCAAAGAAGGGAAAAACAUCAUGCCCCGCGAGUCCCGAAAGCAUGCUUGUCGUCCCCGCGGAUGAUAACGAUGCUACGCUCUCGGACUCUUCACCCGAUAUUGUCAAGCGCGCAAAGAAGUGGAGGCCUAGAUCCAGCGGCUCAUGA
This is a messenger RNA of Sordaria macrospora k-hell, 510 nucleotides long. The record is from RefSeq and is a predicted model, not a curated record. Lineage: Eukaryota; Fungi; Ascomycota; Sordariomycetes; Sordariales; Sordariaceae.